AUGCAGCAACACCAUCAAGAGAAGGCAGGCAUCUACUACGACCAACCCGUUCUUUCUAAGGAGGACGUCACGACAAAUGUGCAGGAUGCUUACAAUAACCACGACCGUGACAAGGGCGCCCACUGGGAGUUCCGCGACCAGGAACUCGCCACGACAGGCGAGGGCGACCACGGCACCAAACGUGCCCUGUCCACGCGCGUCUGUUCGAUGAUUGCUAUCGCUGGUACGAUUGGCACCGGUUUGUUCCUCUCCUCAGGAGCUGCCAUCGCACAGGGAGGUGCCGUUGGAUGCUUCCUCGGCUACCUGGUCAUGGGUAUCAUCAUCGGUUGCAUGAUGUACUGCUUGGGCGAGCUCAUCUGCUUCAACCCCACCAUCGGUGGCUUCUCCGAGCUCGGAGCGCGUUACGUCAACGAGAGCUUUGGGUUCAUGCUCGGCAUGACUUAUUGCUUCACUGUCGGCCUUUCCGUCCCGUCCGAGCUGUCAGCCAUCGCCGUCCUCAUCGGGUACUGGGACGAUAAUGCUAAGCACGCUGCAAUCUACAUCACCGUCUUCCUCUUCGUCACCUUGGCCGCCAACAUGUUCGGCGUUCGCUGGUGGGGCGAGGUCGAGUUUGUCAUGGGUGUGAUCAAGAUUACCAUGCUCCUCGUUCUGAUCAUCUUCGGCCUUAUCGCCAACCUCGGCGGCAUCCCGGGACACAAAGUCUUCGUUGGCGGCAGGUACUGGCGCGAGGCUCCCUUCAACCCGUCCUACCUCGGCAUCGGGAACAAGAACCUUGCCAGCUUUGUGGGCUUCUGGAGUGUCCUUACCCGCGCUGCCUUCUCGUUUGCCGGUAUUGAGGCAAUCGCCAUGGUAGCCGGAGAGGCCAAGAACCCGCGCAAGACCCUCAGGACAUGCGUCCGCACUGUUUUCUACCGUAUCGGCGGCCUAUAUGUCAUCUCGAUCCUCAUCCUGAGCCUCAAUAUCCGCUACGACGACCCAGAGCUGAUCGCGGCGAACAAGAACAGCAGCACUGCGAACCGCUCGCCGUUCGUUUUGGUCGCGAAGCGCAACGGUGUGGACGCGCUUGCCCACGUAAUCAACGCUGUUGUUAUCACGUCGGCGUGGUCGGCGGGAAACGAGAGCCUGUACGCGUUCGCUCGCACGCUCAUGGGCAUGACGCGCAACGGUUGCGGUUUCAAGUGCUUCCUCUGGACCACCAAGUCUGGUGUCCCAUGGGUUGGCGUUUGCCUAGGUGCGGCGUUCGGCCCCCUCGCUUAUCUCUCGCUCUCGGACGGCGCCAGCAAGGCGUUCGACUGGCUCUCGAACCUCACCGCGCUGCUCAAGCUCGUGUGCUGGGCGUCGAUCUGCUUCUGCUUUGUUCGGUUCAAGAAGGCGUGCGACCGCCAGGGUGUCGACCGCCACCAGUUCACUCUCCGCUCCUGGGCACAGCCGUACAUGGCUUGGUUCUGUAUCGUCGGCUUCCUGCUCGUCAUCAUCUUCAACGGCCUCAAGGCGUUCAUUCCCAAGUUUGACUACGAGGAGUUCCUCGCCGCCUACAUUUCCAUCCCCUUCGUCAUUGUCUGCUGGGGUGGCUGGCAGAUCUACCGCCGCGACCGCUGGAUCCCAAUCGACGAGAUUGAUCUCAGCGCUGGUCCGGCUGCCUCUCUGGUCGGCACCAAGUAUGCUCGCGACUUGGCUUAG
Molecule: messenger RNA, 1680 nt
Organism: Cutaneotrichosporon cavernicola
Lineage: Eukaryota; Fungi; Basidiomycota; Tremellomycetes; Trichosporonales; Trichosporonaceae
Exons: 5
Coding region: 1-1680 (559 amino acids)
Biological process (GO): amino acid transmembrane transport
Cellular component (GO): membrane
Molecular function (GO): amino acid transmembrane transporter activity
Source: RefSeq, a predicted model, not a curated record